AUGGAGCAGAAGGAAGCAGCGCCUUGUGAGGAUGGGACUGCCGUCUCCCCCUGCACAGAGGCCCCGGGCGCGCCAGGGGAUGGAGUCUCUGCAGAGCCGGAGGCCAAAGACUCGGCAGGGAGGACCAGCAAAGUGCCAUCUGCGGAGGGGAAGGGGGCGCAGGACAGAGCACCAGCGGAGAACGGCCCCACGGCUGAAUCCCCAGGGGAUGGAAAUGGGCAGGGGGAGGCCAAGGCUGAGGCAGGCGGCAGCGUGGGGGCUGGACUCCCCAAGGAAGACGGCAGCAAGGAGGAGGAGAGCACGGCAGCUCCCGAGGAUACGAGUGACAGCAAAGAUGAGACCCAGUCGGCCACCCAGGAGGCACCCACGGCCAGUGACGAGAAGGCGCCUGAGAAAGAGGCCAGCCCCAAAGCGAAGGAGGCCGACGUGAAUGAGGAGCCCAGGACAGCCCUGGGAGAGCAGGACCCUGCAGCUGGGACCCCCGAGAAAGCCAAGGCCCCAGCGGCCCCCGCAGAUUCUGAGAAGACCGUUGUCGGGGACACGCAGGCCCAGCCAAAGGAGGAGGGCUCCCCGGAGGAGGUGAAGCCAGACGGUCCCCACGAAGAGCAGGCCCAGGGUGUGGAGAAAGAAUCAGAGGAAGGGGCAGGAGGGGUCCCCAGCUCCCCCGAGGUGUGGCCCGAGAGCCCCACGGAGGAGGGGUUCAGCCUCAGCCCAGAUGGGCUGAGUCCAGACGCCGCUGCUUCUGGGCAGACCAGCCCUUCAGCCAGUGAGUCCUCUGCCAGCGACGUGCCGCAGAGUCCCACGGAGCCGCCUCCCGCCCAGGAGAAGAAGAAGGAGAAGGCGCCGGAGCGCAGGGCGAGCGCCCCCUCCCGGCCGCGCGGGGCCCGCGCACAGAACCGCAAAGCCAUCGUGGACAAGUUCGGCGGGGCCGCCUCGGGGACGCUGUUCCGCAACCCCAAGGCGGCGGGGGCGGCCAUCGGCAGCGUGAAGAGCAUGCUUCUGGAGUGGUGCCGCGCCAUGACCAGAAACUACGAGCACGUGGACAUCCAGAACUUCUCGUCGAGCUGGAGCAGCGGCAUGGCCUUCUGCGCGCUCAUCCACAAGUUCUUCCCCGACGCCUUCGACUACGCGGCGCUGGACCCCGCGCAGCGCCGGCACAACUUCACCCUGGCCUUCUCCACGGCAGAGACGCUGGCCGACUGUGCCCAGCUGCUGGAGGUGGACGACAUGGUGCGGCUGGCGGUGCCUGACUCCAAGUGCGUCUACACCUACAUCCAGGAGCUAUACCGCAGCCUCGUGCAGAAGGGGCUGGUGAAGACCAAGAAGAAAUGA
Molecule: messenger RNA, 1332 nt
Organism: Sorex araneus (European shrew)
Lineage: Eukaryota; Metazoa; Chordata; Mammalia; Eulipotyphla; Soricidae
Gene: SMTNL1
Product: smoothelin like 1
Exons: 7
Coding region: 1-1332 (443 amino acids)
Biological process (GO): actin cytoskeleton organization
Cellular component (GO): filamentous actin; microtubule organizing center
Molecular function (GO): protein binding
Source: RefSeq, a predicted model, not a curated record